UACCUCAUUUCACAACAUUCACUAGUAUGUUUGUUUGUUCUUUUGCCAACAUUGGUUACUAACAUAGAAACGAAAAGCUGUUGGUCGAAUUGACCUAGGAGUUUACAUAAUAAAUCCAAUUGUAGCCGUAUGAGUGUUGAUUGCGUUUAUAUUCUCGCUAAAGCUUCGUGUAGUGGUUGGAUGAAUCAACGAGAAAGGUAACGUGAAUUAAGUCACCUUUGUUGCGCGUGUUUCACAGCUUGCACUACAACAGCAGUAACUUAAGCUGCAAAGUCUAUGGCGAAUGGAGAAAAACAUCACAAGAAACGGCUACGUAUAUGUGCAGGGUUACUGUUUGCCAAAAGUGGCUAGGAAAAAGUGCACUAUCUCCAAAUGUGAGUAAUAUGCAACUAAAAAGCGAGCAAGAAAGUUGAUCACCGCUACGUGUAGCAUUACGUUUUAGCGAGGAAUGAGUAUCAUUCGGUGAUCUACUUCUACGUGUUUUUUUUGCGAGUGCUGCCGCGGCGACAAAGCGAAAAAGUAUUGUGCAUAAAUCUUUAGUGAUUCACAGUAAAGAGGAAAAUUUAAGUGGUUGAAGAAGCCAAGCAGAAGACCGUAAAGGUCAUUGAGCGUAAAUAUUUUUAUACGCUUUGUGGGUACAGUGUCGUGCGAAAUUUAGCGAAACCCAGAGACGGCGCCAUAUCUCAAGACGAGAUCCGAUUCCUCGUCGGAUCGGAGCACACAGCCAAGAGCGACGACGACGACGAUUGUUGAGUGGAAGAAUUCGGUUGUUGCGCUGUAAUGGUAAAACAACUAUGACAUGGGAUCCUGUUCGAGACGACAUUUUUUGUUGUCAAUAUGCUUUUUGCAAUUGUUAUUCAUCAUCGAACGCCAGGUGUUUGACUUCCUUGGGUACAUGUGGGCCCCGAUACUGGCGAACUUCUUUCAUAUAAUAUUUGUGAUAUUUGGAUUGUUUGGUGCCUAUCAAUAUCGUCCAAAAUACUUAGUAACGUACUCACUAUGGAAUCUUUUAUGGAUAGGAUGGAAUGCGUUCUUAAUAUGCUUCUAUUUAAAUGCAGGAGUUUUAGAUAGGGAUAGUGACUUAUUAAAUUUAGGAACCGGGAGUGUGUCAUGGUUCGAGGUGAACGGCUAUGGUUGCAAGCCGACCUAUCCAAUGAAUAUCACCUCCGAAGACCCGUACCGGCCGGUGAGGCCCGAACGAGUGGAUGGCUGUUUACUGGAUUACCACAUAGUGGAAAUUGUUCAAUCCAGCUUGCAAUGUGCGCUGGCGCUACUUGGUUUCUUUGGAGCCGUCUGUUUGGGACACACAUAUCUGGACGAAGACGAUAGCUUCGACUUUAUGGGUGGCGAUGCUAAAAGUCCCCAGCAUACGGCAGUGCAUCCAAUGUACGUGAGCUAUACUAGUUUACCUACCACGAACAGUGCCACUUCAACGCAGCUGAAGCAAGCCUCCGCUGCCAAUGCUGCUGCUAAAUCUCCUGCCCAAACAGCCAUCAUCAACAGCACGGUCAUCAGCGCCAACAAACAUAACAAUAGCGGUAACCAUUGCCUCAAUAACACUAGCGCUAAGCUCGGUGUUGUACUCAUGUCGAUUAAUGGCCACGGUAACAGGAAUGCAAAUUCAUCCUCAAACACUAACACUCUGUUGUCGUCAUCCUCGUCACCGUCAUCGACUUUCACCAAUUGCAACGGAAACGGUAGUAGUAGCAUCAGCGGCAGUGGCUGCAAUCCACCAGUCGGUGGCUUAACAACACACGAAGCACACAUACCCCUUCACCAGCAACCAAUGCCGCACCUACGUCCGCUCAGUCGAAAUUCUAGCUUUAGCAAGACACGAAGCGGUCAAAUACGUAAAAAUAGCAGUAGUGCCAGUAUUCGCUACACUGACGUAAUUCAACAGCAACAACAACAACAUCAACAACAGCACCAGCAGCAGGAGGACGAACAAAAGAUAAUCCCCAACGACGAUGACACCUUCUUCAUUCCAAAAAGUUCAUCCUGUCGAAAUAACUUCGGCAUUAGCAAUCCUUUCAACAAUGUCUCCAGUCGGUACUAUCGCGACGGCGAUGGUGAUUCACGAGCUGACGAUGACGACAAUACUCGUCUAAUUACCGGUUCCUUACAGCAGCUGUCCCUUUCGACUCCGCUGAAGCGGAAUCCUUCGAUCACAUCGAACGGCGGUACAGUCAGCGGUGGAACGGGCAACGACAUCAACACAACAACGACUCCCAAUAGUGAGAAAAACUCAAUAGCAUUCGAUCGAAAUUUUCCCCACGGGACGCGUCCCGAUGCCAGCACUAACCAGCAUAGAAUAGGGUACAAAGCGUUUCAGUCAGUACAACCAGCUCCGCCACCAGUGCCACCCUUGCCUCAGCUGCACCUUCAGCACCAUCAAUUCGAUAGCACCGAAAAUUAUCGAAUGCCUUAUCAGUACAUAACGCGAUCCCCGAACUUGAAUCGCAUUGCCAGACGAAAUAACUCUAAUCUAGUAAACAACAAUAAUAGCAGCGGCUCAUCAUCGCGUGUCAUGAGUCCCAAAUAUUGUGACCAAAUCCGCGAGCUGGGUGGACCGCCUAGCUAUCAUGGGCACGAGAACAACAACUACCCUGCGCCUCCAUCAGCCGUUUCGCCCAUCAACGGUGCUGCUGGUGCUGGCUACCCGGCAAUGGUCAUGCAUCGUGCAAAGUCACAGGAUCGGCUUUCGCAUCGCAGCAGGAGGCACCAUGGCGGAGGAGCACGUGGCCAGCACGGUGCCCAGCAACAGCAGCGGCCUCGCUCGUUCUGCAGCAACAACGGAAUCUAUCCGGACUAUGUGAUUAUGGAACAUCCUGACAGUUAGAAAGCCCAGCGGCAAAACCACAACACACAACACACUGAAAGAAUGAUUCCAUCUGAUUCGUCUGAUUUUUGUCUGUCUACAUUUCUUCGCGACUGCUCGCCUUUUGAUGUUUGUCGCCCCGAUAGGGAUGUGAAAUAGUGACGGGUGCCUGUCUGUCUACCAUAAUCGUCUACCAUCUACGUCAGUGAACAGCGCGCACGCACGAAUGCAAACAGAAGUUUAAUCAUUAAAUUGGUUUCGAUUUGAAUUGCAAUUGCUGCUGUACGACAGAAUUUAUCAUCUACAAUGUGAUAGAACAAAGGGCAAUUUAUGUUGAUGUCAUUUUCUGCUCGCAGCUGGGAGCCAAUGUCGUCAUGUGCAUCGUAUGUGAUGGAUCCAAGCUUGUCGAGUCAAUUUUUUCCAGAAUCCUAACGAUGUCGGGUUUAAACCGAAGGAAGUUGUUUGGUUAUGGUAUUGGUUUGUAUGCUGAUGCAUAGUUGAAAUGAUUUUUUUGCAUAAUAUUUAAUGAAUGAAGCAUUAUUUCGGUUUACUUUUAUUACCAUCUAAUAAUGAAAAUUCAAGACAUCGUUGCCGUAAUAACCUGUGAACCAUUAAUGAAAUUAUUCUUAAUAGUGACUAUAACUAUUAGCUUCUAAAUUCGUUAAAAUUUAGAGUUAUAGAAAAGAGGAAAUGUGAUGUCAUCUAAACUCUUCAAGCAUCAUUAUUUGUAAUUGUGAGACAUGACCAACUCAGGGUUGUUUCUUAUAAGAUUACCUUCUUAGAAUUUUAGAACAUUUAUCGUGCACGUUAUAUGCACCAUCAGCGAACACAGUUUACUUAGGUAGUUGGUUUCUAGUUAUUUUACAACUAAUGUGCAAUCGUUUCCGUUUAUGACAAGGUAAAUUAAGCUGUUAACUAUGUAUUAUCUAUCUCAGUUGCAAAUUGCCCGAGAUGUACACGGAAGUAAUUUCAUGAAGCCCACUACGGGUGCUGUUUAUGACACGGUGAUUAUUUAAAGAUUGUUUAAAGCUCCAUUCAUGCCACACCAAUACGUUUCUGAAUUCUGUGCAACAAAUACUAAACAACUGCGAUUCGUUUGUUCGCGUUCGAUAAUUAGAAAUUAAAUAAAUAAAACAACAAUAAAAUAAUUGGAAUGAAAGUCUAGAUUUCUUUCAACUCUUUUGUUCAUGGCUGUUGGAUUGGAAUUAGCGUCUGAGCAGACUAUUAAAUGAGCUUUCAUUUAUGUUAUUUUACCGACUUUCUGUCCAUCGAUUUUUGACGUAGGCUAUAGAGGUCGGAAAAUUGAAAGCCUAUAGCCUUUUUUUCUAUAGCCUUUCUGGGUAAUUUUAAUGUUAAUUUUAUGACGAUCCGACCAGAGAAAAUAUGGGUAGGGGGCAGGCUUGGCGUACACUUUUCGCUUUGAUUUUGCUCUUUUGAUAACUGCAUCUCAGCCAAGCAAAAUUUGAAAAAGUGAUGUAAGGGGCGUUUGUAGAAUUUGUUAUUAUCUACAAUAUUCCUGAAGUAAGCAUUACUGUGCAUGCUGUAUUUGUGGCGCUAUAAGGCUGCUACCCUCUUGGUAGCAAAAAGAGCGCUCUUUUUGCUGCCCUACAGCGCCGUAAAUACUAAAGAUAAAACUUCAUUUUCUUCAGCAAUAUUAUAGAUAAUUACUAGCUCUACAAAUGCUCCAUACACCACCUUUUCAAAUUCUGCUUGGCUGAGGAGCAGUAAUCAAAAGAGCAAAAUCAAAGCGAAAAGUGUAUGCCAAGCCUGGUAGGGGGAAGUCCCCCAGUACCGGACACCAAAGUAUUUUGACAUAUAUAAACUCAACACUUACCAUUACUUCAGUUUUUAUUAACUGGAAGAGUAAUUUAGAAAACUAAUUUCCAAUAAAAAUAGGUUACACGUACUUGCGUCACUAAUGAACCAUUUUAGAAGCCAAAUGAGAAAUCGAUAUAAAACGUUACUUAAAAAUUGUGUCUCCCAGUACCGGACACCUAAUGGAAAUCAUAAAAUAAACCAAUUCAAAGAUUAUAUUUGUGAAAAAUACAUUGCAAACUGUUUAAAAUCUCUUAUUGCUUGCAUGCUUGUUGAUUCUUGUUGAAAAAUCAAGUUUUUACGCUCUUCAUCGAAUCCCUUCUGUUUUCUUCGAACAAUUGAUCAUCAACUGGUUUCCUUGUUUGUUUCAUAUUCAAGAUAACCGGUUUGGUAUAAGUGAUGUUUUAUUUCUUUUUGCAAAAUCUUGACUUCAUUCAAGAAUUUGACUGAACCAAGCAAACCAUUUUGCUGUCCGGUAUUGGGGGACGGCUCGGUGUCCGGCACUGGGUGACGGGAAUCACUGAAUUCAAUUUAUAUUUUUAACGAAUUGAAUAACUUUAUGGAAAAAUUAACUAUGGAUGAGCUUGGAAAAUUGGAAAAGCAACAAUGAAAGAUAUUUUAUACACGAAAAACGAAAUUUUAUGCGACCGAAUAAUACUGUAAUGCUGAUCUGAAAAUUAGCCGAAACAUAACAAUUCGAUCGGCGGUAGCUAAAAACAAACAAAUCUCUGUUUUCAUGAAUGAUUCUGACCUACAAAAACACACAUUUUAAUUUUUUGUCCUUUUUAUUGAUUUUAUCAUAUCAGCUACUAAGGUGCACCAUUUAAAUUAUGAAAGUCAGAACCCAAGUAGCACACUAUAGGUCCGUUUAGUUGAAGCAACUGGAUUACGACUGAAAUUGGUCAUAAUUCGGUUACCACAACUACUUUGUAACAACCGUGCUAGUAGGGAAGUGCCCGGUAUUGGAAGCUGUCCGGUGCUGGGGGACUUCCCCCUACUACAGCCUAAUAUUUCAGUAACUCGCGGUACAAAUCAGAUAUAAAGAGACACCGCUCCUAGAAAAUUAUAUUUUUCAUUUUAUGUAUACCUUUUUAUAUAUAUCUACUUAAACACCGUAAGUGCUUUGUUUGCAAAGCUCAAAGGUUAAAAAACUCUUUAAAAAUUUGUUCCAAUGCGUUUAAAUUCUAAAAACUUAUACUCUUUUUUACUUCCAAAAUAACAACAUCAUAUAAAUAAAUUUGAAGAAAUAGCAACUCUGAAUUACUUAGCUGCGAUUGAAAUGUUUGUCCACUAGAAAUCGGCACGUGAAAUUUUCGUGAAAAUAGAUAAUUCGCAUCCCCUGUAAAACGCAUGUGAGUUCUAAGUAGUUUACUGGUUUACGAACUGCGCGUACUGCGAACUGGCUUGCGUGCAUGCCAGCAUAAUUUGAUCAGCUAGAAAAUGGAGUCUAACAACAAGAAAAUGAAAUCAUUACUUAUUUUUUCGCGUUAAAACAUAGAACGUAUAGAAUAUUACAUGGUUGAACCUAACCUCACUAUUUUGACGUGCGGCAAUUGUUUGUUUACUACGACUUAGAAUGAAAACUCGAGCUAUCAAUGUGAAUAUUGUUAACAACGGUGUGCGGGAAAGUACAAAAACUGCUGUUCACCGGUAAUUUGAAGGAUGAACACCGCUGGAAAAUAUCCCCCGCUAAUUGGAUAUCCAUUAAUCCGACGAUCCGAUAAUUCGGAUCUCGCUAAUCCGGAAAUAACCGAAUUAAAAAGGAUUUCACAUCUUCUUUCAAUCAAAUACUGCAUUCGUUGGGCGUCUUCGUUGGAGUCAAGAUGGCACUCCUUCUAAUAGAAAGACGUCCGAAAGCAACAGUAGAACAAAUGAUAAGUUUAUUGACUAACUGAAUUCAUGAAUUACUAGGAUCUUUCCCACUCUACCAUAAAUUUUCUUAACUCCUAAUAGCCGUCUUGCUUCUUGUAGUUUCGGGUAGAGGAUAGUUUGGCAGCUAUUCAGUGUGCCUCUUCUAAAUUGUUGCCAAAGGAACCUACACCACUGAGGGCAUACAUCUGGCCUGGUCCCUUAUAUGAGCUUUCUCGGCUUUCGAGGUCGCGGGGUCAAAUAGUGUUGGCACGGCGCUACAGUCGGUCAUACCGAACUGCCGCAAGCAUUUCAUUCACGUAAAUCUUCUGGUCCAGCGUAAUCUUCCCUAUCAUGCGAGUCCCACGGAUACUGGUCCGUGAGCUCAAAUGUUCCGUUGCCCUCCAAGGAUUUGAUUUCUGCCAGCAUGGUCUCUCGACAAAUGUCGCUGUUUCGGUAUGUCGCAUAUCGUUUGCAUCUAAGAGGCUAAGACAUUGAAGUCUUUUGAAAGGUGGCACCGAAACUCAUUUUAAAAUCAAGGUACUUGCCUGAAAUCCGGCAUUCCCGUCCACUGCGCCUUGUAGUUUCGAACUAGUAUUCUGGUUGUGGAGGAAGAGCAGAUGCUGAUACUGCUGUUGCAGGUUUGCACACGUUAUCCUCCAGAUGUUUCUCAGGCUUAGAACGAAUUUCAGUAUGGUCUUCCGCCAGAUUGGAAUGUAGUUCGUUAGCAACAUCAUAUUCUGCUACAGGAAACUCCAUCACAUCUUGGUCAAUAGUUUCUCUUGUCUCUCUUGUCUUGUGCUCGCUCAGGAACACGCCGUUCCGGCUUACGAAAACUUUCUACGUUGUGGGUUGUAGACAAGGUAUCCCUUGGUUCCUGCUGCAUAUCCAACGAAUACUCCUGCCUCGGACUUGAAAUCCCAUUUCUUCCUUCCCACGGUGCCACUAGAGGACGUGCAAUUAGCGCAUGAGUACUUUAUAUUCGAACAUUCAAAGUUUGACAGAUCGACACUUAAUGCUAGACGAUUUAAAACUGCUUCUCAAAGUGAAAACUUUUAGAUGAAUCGGGUUGAAUUCUCGGUUAAUUUUUAAAUAAUAACCUUGAAUAGUAACCUCCAAUUCAAUACUUAACACAUGGAUCAUGAUCGGUCGUUAAGCCCCCGGAGCCAUAAAAUAAGUUAAUCACUUUCGAAAGUGAAAACUCAUUAAGCUUUGAGCUCUCCAAUUGCGGGUAUAAUUCCACAAGCAGAUCUUUCUAUCAGUUUUAACAUUAUUUCAUUAACUCGUAGAUUGGUACUGUGGACUUCAUAAAACAGCGGUUUUAUUUUUCACAAUGAAGCAAUGCAAUGUGCUAGACCUCGUUGAUCGUCCGGCCUUUUGAUGGAAGAAAAACUGUACGUUUCCCAAAAUACAGAGGCCCAGGUCAUGACCUUAUCUGCUGUCUUUUUUGCUUCCUCUCCCACUGAGGCUCUCCUCGAGUCUGGAGUAUCCAUGUUCCAUCCAUGGAUAUGUACUGAUUCAAAAAGCUUCUUUUUUAUUAUGUGUAAUAAUAGCUAUAUUAAAUCAAAGCUAACCAAAUAGUAUAGAGAAUCAAAUAGCCUAUUAGUGCUCUCGGCUUCAUCUCACUGACGCGAAUCAUAACAAUGAUGCAGCAGCAUAAAAAGGAUUUUUUGUUAUACCAUAAUUUAUUGUGAGCCAUCGAACAAUUGAACAACGUUACGGCUAUACCCCCCCCCCCCUCCCCACCCCCCUUCCUCAACGCAAUCCUCUGCCUGUAAUGGCAAUCAAAAAAUAAUUAUUUCUUCCAAGUAUACAUGUUCUACUGAAUGGAAAUUCAACAAAAUUUAAUUUCAUUCAUAGGGAAAGUCUUAUUUUAUUGAUCCGUAUCCAAUGGUGGCGAAUAAAACAAUAUUGUUGAUUUGAAAGCCUUCUGUACCAGUACCAGUAUACUGCAUGUGAGUGAGAGUUAUGGCGCAGUAUGGCUAUUAAACCACGAAAUGGAAUCGGAAAAUAUUGGCAUGGCGCCUGUCGUACUAAUUUGCGGUAUUCGUGCUGGAAACGAUAUUCAAUCGGGCUGCGCGAUAUUGGAAAGUUACCCUUGCCCUUGCUGCUCUUCUACUGCUGCUUUCUUGUAAAGAGACAGGUGAAGCGUGCAACAACGAUGCAGGGUAUUAUAUUGUUUUGAAAAGAUUAAUUGUCCGGAUUUUUGAGUUCCUAAGGCUACUAAUCCACGCGUCUCUUACACGAAGAACUCUAUUAUGGUAUGCAAGCUCUAGCGGCAGCGACGACAUCUGUUUGUAGCUCCCAUCCCCGCAGGCCUAGCAGGGCUGAAGGUGACAUUUUAUUGAAAGGAAGGUGAACCAAAGGUUCCGUUUUCCCGUCGCAUCGUCCGCUCUGCAUGGGGAUCAAUUAAUAUUUGACAACAGACUCGUAACAAAAUCACUUUUGCGGCUUCUGUCGGGGCGCGUCCCUUAGAGGCUCAAGUUUGGCUUCUAUCUAGUGUGAUAAAUUCGAUUUCCGAUCCGAACCCAUGUAAUCUACAUGUUGAGAUUGAAAACCCGUCACUAUUUCACAUUCGACAUCGGUUGAUACAAACGAAAAGAGAAAAAAACAUUCACUAUUUUGUACUGUGCAACGUUCCUUACAAGACAAAUGCUUCUGUAAAAAGUUAUAUUAAGUUAUAAUAAGACAUUUGAAUAAAGAUUAUUGAAUGAAUGACAACCUCGAUUAGUAAAUCUAACCCAGUAGCAAAAUUUGAUCCUGUACUAUGUACGUUGUAGUUAAUAUAUCAUUUUUUACUAUGUAGAAUCCACUGUUAUCAAGUUAGAAGAACCUAAAGCAAGUAGUUUAAAACUUUUGAUUAGUAGUGAUAUAGAAAACUGUUUCGUUUGUUGGGCUGCCACAGAGCAGUCAGUAGGAACAUUCGUUGAGUAUAUACGAUUUCAAACCAAAGUGUAACUAGAAAAAGUUUACAAAGUAAAAACGAAUAGCGUUUAUCACUAAUAUGCUUUCCACAAAUUGCCGUACAAAAAUUAAACAAAAUAAAACCGAAAUAGAAUGCAAAACAUAGGUACAUAACUUAAAGGUGGAUUCACCGCGCAUAAAAAACUGCCUCUUGUGCAACCGACUACUGAUAUGUAGGUAUAGCUGAGCUAGACUAGGCAAUGAGCUAGACUGUAACUUGAUUACGCAUUUCGAUGUAUCAUUUCAAACCGCCGUUCGCUUAGGAUGAGUUGCUACUCGUUCCUGGACAUAAAAAAAAGUGAUUGAUUCUUUGUUAGGUACAUAAUUUUGUUCGAUCUAGGUUAGGUUAGUUUUACAUGCGAAAUAAGACGAAACUAGAGUGAAGCAACAGCAAUAAGAAUACAAUCAAACUGGAAAAUGAAAAAAAUAAAGCAAACGUUUUUUAUUCGUUUUUCUUUUUAUAUCAAAAGACCUAAAUUUGUUUCAUUUCAUCCACGUGUUCGAAUCAAAUUUGUCGUCAUUCAUAGGUUUUCGUUUCCAUAUAUCCGUGUUGUGACAAUACUGUAAUCCGAAA
Molecule: messenger RNA, 10019 nt
Organism: Sabethes cyaneus
Lineage: Eukaryota; Metazoa; Arthropoda; Insecta; Diptera; Culicidae
Gene: NKAIN
Product: sodium/potassium-transporting ATPase subunit beta-1-interacting protein
Exons: 7
Coding region: 800-2839 (679 amino acids)
Biological process (GO): regulation of sodium ion transport
Source: RefSeq, a predicted model, not a curated record